This is a messenger RNA of Hypoxylon trugodes, 1982 nucleotides long. RefSeq lists its product as uncharacterized. The record is from RefSeq and is a predicted model, not a curated record. The coding region runs from base 98 to 1717 and encodes 539 amino acids. NCBI's taxonomy places the organism in Eukaryota, Fungi, Ascomycota, Sordariomycetes, Xylariales, Hypoxylaceae. Gene Ontology annotation, molecular function: protein binding. The transcript has 2 exons.
CACUGACGUAUGUUAUUAUUACUAAGUAAACUCAAACUCUCCUCCUCUACCUUAGACCAAAUUCAUCCAAUUAUCUAUCUCACAUCCGUUCCUGACAAUGGACCGGACUCUUCCUAAUUGGUCUAUUCCUCCAGCAACCGAAUACGGAAACAACAACGUCGGAGAUUUGACAGAGCUACCUAACGAUCUUUUCGUCCUCAUAAGCUCUUACCUCUCACCGCAAGACUGUAUACUCUGCCGCCGUGUGAACCGAAGAUGGUUAACAGCUUUCACCAACGUAGAUAUCUCACGGAACUUCAUGAGAUGGCACUUCCCCCGCUCACGCGAGGCACGCGGAGCCGCUGAUGAACUCACCAACAACCCUGAUUGGGCAUGUGUAUUCGCACGGGUGGCACGGCGGUACUACUACUUACGGUCCGCCAAGCCACGACUUGUCGAAAAGGUCAAUAUUGUCCAGGAGACUGGAAGCUUCAAGGGCUUGUUUUGUGGUGUUGCCCCUUGGAAUCGCUGGCUUAGGUGGAAUGAGAACACGGCUGUCUUUCAACAUAGAGACCCCACAUGGUGCUCUGACAAUGGAUUAUUAGUCUAUCAAGAAGCCAUCUCUGGGAGCUGCGUGGCAUACGAUCUAGAAACACGGCAUCGGUUCCCUGUCCCUUUUGAUGUGUCUGAUAAAACCGUUCGACGAUUGCGACUUGCCUGCGAAGUUCUAGUCAUCGAGUGGUGCGAACGCGAGCCGUACCAUCAGCUUAACGACCAGGAAGGCGUCCAUCGCCAUUUUGCCACGGCAUUCGAUCUACAGAGGCCCACGCCUUCGUCGCCCGAGUUCCAUGUCACAUGGGAUAUUAAACACCGCUCCGAAUGGAAGAUCCAUUUCCUUGGUCUGCCGCUCAACAACCACGACCGUUUCUUCUCUGUACAUACUUCUACCCAUUAUGCACUUUACCUCUGGCAGCCAAAUCGUUCGCCAUGGGGAGAAGAAGACCCCUUAGAACAGCUCACAGUUUGGAAUAUUUCUAAGCCGUCGUCUUACCGUCCGUCACUAGAUCCUAGCGGGGUUGGUAAACCCGAAUCCGGUUCAAGUGAAGAAGGGCCAUAUGUCAUCAAUAGGUUCACGUGGCGCGAUUUAGAAUACCUAGGGCUAAGGCAACGACAUACGCCCUCGCUUCGGGAGAUUCUACUUGAUGAUACUAACAUAUACGUACACGAGGAGGAGCAUAGGUGGCUUGUAGGCCAGCACUCGAGCCUUUCCCCGCCACGACACCACCUUGUGCGAUGCACGGGCUUCCCCUUUUUCGGCAGUGGACCUCGUUGGGUUGAUGAGUGUUGCGCCGACGGCAAUAUCCACAUGAGUUUCUGCCCACGGGCCGGAUCGUUGUCCCGUGUUCUAAGAGUGGACUGGCCGACCGGUCUUGCGAGCGCGCCUUGUUGGCGACACGAAGAAUUCCCGUACCUAACCGUGAGCGAUAUAAUAGAUGGGGGAGCCGGCGUACGCGUGGUUGCCCGCCAGUGCUUCAUGAUGGAGGCAUUAUCAUCCUUCGUCCUACCCAAGAUUAGCGUUCAAGAGCAGAGCGAGGACGAUGGGGAAGAAGAGUUGUCUGAGGUUAGAUUCACAGAUGAAAUGUGGUGGGAACUUCUGGGGAAAGGGAAGAUAGCUGGGGACGAGCGGUGGGUUAUUGGAGAAGAUGGAGGUGGAAAGGUAACCAUUGUACGAUUUUGAUACGGAAGCAUUCUAAAGAUCAGGUCAUACAUAAAUAAUAUUACUUAAAAUAUUAAAAGAAUUAAAUAUAAUUAAAAAUAGAAAAUGAAUAAAUUUUUAUUAAAGAGGUAGAAUAUUAAAAAUAACGUAUACAUAGGAAUAUAAUAAAACUAAGAUAUCGACACCUGUGUGAUUCGAACACACGCCCCCGAAGGGAAUGCCUACGCUGUUUCCAGUAACUACUGGAGAUAGCAGGGCAUCGCGUUAACCACUCCGCCAAAGUGCC